Dromaius novaehollandiae (emu) is the source of this 2406-nucleotide messenger RNA. RefSeq names its product ELL associated factor 1 (gene EAF1). The record is from RefSeq and is a predicted model, not a curated record. Gene Ontology annotation, biological process: regulation of DNA-templated transcription; transcription elongation by RNA polymerase II. The transcript is spliced from 6 exons. NCBI's taxonomy places the organism in Eukaryota, Metazoa, Chordata, Aves, Casuariiformes, Dromaiidae. The coding region runs from base 32 to 811 and encodes 259 amino acids. Gene Ontology annotation, molecular function: transcription elongation factor activity. Gene Ontology annotation, cellular component: super elongation complex.
GAGCGGCCGCGCAGGCGACGGCGGCGGGGCCAUGAACGGCGCGGCGAACCCACUGCUGGACAAGGAGGAGCACCCGCUGCAGCUGGGCGAGAGCUUCGAGCGCCGGCCCAAGGCCUCCUUCCACACCAUCCGCUAUGACUUUAAACCAGCGUCGAUCGAUACAUCUUGUGAAGGGGAGCUCCAGGUUGGUAAAGGAGAUGAAGUAACCAUCACCUUGCCACAUAUUCCAGGUUCAACUCCACCAAUGACUGUGUUUAAAGGAAAUAAAAGGCCAUACCAGAAGGACUGCGUGCUUAUUAUCAAUCAUGACACUGGGGAGUAUGUACUGGAAAAACUCAGUAGCAGCAUUCAAGUGAAGAAAACAAGAGCAGAGGGCAGCAGUAAGAUCCAGGCCCGAAUAGAACAACAGUCUGCCCGAGCCUCUCAGCCUCCAUCACAGUUCAGAGCCCCAACGAAGCCAGCAGUUGGACCUAAAACUUCUCCUUUGAAGGAUAACCCUUCGCCUGAGCCUCAGCUGGAUGACAUUAAGAGAGAGCUAAGAGCAGAGGUUGAAAUUAUUGAGCAGAUGAGUAGCAGCAGUGGAAGCAGCUCAUCGGAUUCAGAGAGCUCAUCUGGGAGUGAAGAUGAAAGCUCCAGCAGUGAGGGGGAAGAGCCAGCACAUGUUUCCCCUUCCCAGCCACCACACCAGCAGUAUAACAACAGGAAUGCUGUUGCUAAUGGCACCAGCAGGCCACAAGGAAGCAAUCAGCUCAUGAAUACUCUCCGAAAUGACUUGCAGUUGAGUGAGUCUGGGAGUGACAGUGAUGACUAGAGGCUGAGCCUUUGCUGAUGCUGUUGCAUAUACAUGAAGAACUAAUUUACUUUGCAGUGAUCCUGUUGCUUAUGAAGAGGAGCUAGCACAGGGGUAGUUCCAGGAGUGGAAUUUUAACAGAAAAAAUGCAUCACCCUCCAAAAUAUCAAAUGCUGAAGGCAGUUUUACUUUGUGUAUUAAGUGUAUAUUUUGUGUAUAUUCUUAUUCUUUAAAGUUUUAAAUAGAUAUGUACAGUGUGUAAGCCAAUGUAUGUUCCUGUCUGUUCCUUAUCUGUAAGCUUAAUGUGUAGCCUUUUGCAGUCAUCUAAAAAUUUCUUCUUUGUAGGAGAUACUCAGAUAUGCCGGCAGAAUAUGUGCCAUUGUAACUUGGCAGGGGGAUUUUUGUAUAUAGGGCGAGCAUGAGCCAACAGUGAGUUUAAAAAAAAAAAAAAAGUGCAAGAGCUAGAGUGUGCAUCGAAGUGGGAUUGUCAUAAAUUAAGUUUCAACUCUAAGUUGAUUUCUUAGGUUUGGGGCUUUUUUAAUGUCUUUUUAUUGCUAUUUAUGGUUGAUUUGAUGGACAUGCUUUUAAACAGUUGGAAAAGAGAAGUCAUAAAACUUUGUUCAUCACAAACCUUGCUGCACCAGUGCCUUAUAGCACGUUUUUUAAGCAGAGCUUGAAUUCCUCCCACCUUUCACAUAGGGAGCAAUACUGAAAGCUCUUCAGAUUGCUUUUGCAAACAAGAACUAUAUUUCACAUACAGACCAAGUGCACUCUGAGAGCUGUUGCUUUAGCAGGAUAAAAUAUAUACAUUAGUCAUCUAAACACAUCCAAAUAAGAACCAGAGCAGCAUUUUCUUGUACAACUGCAGUGUCUCAUUUGACUCAGACAUUCAGAUCCAGAUCUUCAGAAAUAUUUAGGAGCCUGAUUCCCAGUGAAACUGUCUUGUCUCAAAUACAAGAUGUGGGACUUUGGAAGUUUAAGACCAUAGCCCUGUUUGCAGUUUCCUAGAGAAUGCAGAAAGAAGAUAGAACUCAACAACAGGUGAUUAAACAACAGAAGUCUCUCUCCCACUGCAAUUGUUCAGGUAGACUUUAGUCCAUAUUGUUUGUUGGAUGGGAGAAAACAAGAAAUACUUGCAUAGGGUGAAAUUCACCUCCAUUUAAGGGUGUUUAAAGGGUGCUCAGCUGGAUUAUCAUUAACUUUCUUGCUGCCAUGGAAAAUGAGUGCCACCUCUUACAGGUUGAACCACAAGGCUGAUUUUUUGAACCUGGAACUCAGGUGGCUCAGUAGUUCUGGUGUAAUCCAGGAGAAUGCAAAGCUGAAUUGGAUGCCUAAAUGUCUGCUUUACACAGCUUUUGCCAGUCUGUUUGUGUUUUAACUCGUUUGUUUACUGAGCUCUUUUUCUUUUUUUUCUUCUUUUUUUAAGGCGUUGAAGAGCAAGGGGACAUUUGAAGGGAGAUUUUUAUUAAAUGGUUUAUUUUUUUGCAUUAGAUAUGUAUUUAGGCAUAUUUUUGCAUCAUUGUACAUAUGUUUAAGAAUACUUGUUUUUUUUAAAGUUUUAUGAUGUGGGUACAUAUUUUAACAUACAAUUAUGAAAUAUACUUGAUGUAAAGUUA